GUCACAUACGAUCAUUUAUUUAAUUUCAUUUGUUUAUCGCAAUACUAUACGUAUUUUUUGCAUGUACCUAAGUAGUCGAGUUUACAGUGCCGUUUAUCUAAUGUUUCAAUUAUAUUCCGGUGAUGACGCCUUAAAUAAGCGCGCUAUUUUAAAUUCCCACUAAAAGAGAAUAUACGUAAUAUUAUAUAUUUUUUUAAUUUUCUGUAUUUAAAAAAAGUGCUUUAAAUGUGGAAUUGGUUUCUAUAGAAUAUAUUAAUUGCAUCAUUGCAAAUAACAAUGACGAUAUCAAAAAGAUGGUACCGUUCGAGGAGGAAUCAAAUGAUCAUCGUAACUGUUAUAAUAUUUCUUAUAUUAUAUUACAUAUCGUUAAGUGAUAGUCUACAUACGGAACCAGACCUCGACGUGACCAGGCGGCUAAAAUUAAUAACUAGCAAGCCUAGCUCUGAUAUUUUGGUAUCUGUGUCUAAGGUGGCAUAUCUGCUCGAACCGCCAAAUGUUAACAUCAGAAAAUCUGUAAUCGAGUUUAUCGAAAGACGUUUAGAGCAAGCGCUGAAGCAGGAUAAGGGGACGGGAUGUCAGAUACCGAAGCUAGAUCCAUUUUCGAAGGAAGUGACGCAAUUUGAUAAGGAAAUGCCGAAAGUUGCCUGUCAAGGGAGGGAUUGGGUGAAGUGCUAUCAUUCUCAAUGUAAAGUGGUACCUGAAAUAUUAGACACGAUGAGAAACAUAGUCUGUACAUAUAGCGAUAUUAUAUACGAGAGCGAUCAGAAGUAUGUAAUUGGUGAGCCGUUCGAGGUUUAUGGAGCCGAUGCUUAUGUACUUACGAAAAGUGACCACGUUAAAGUUAAGUGCUCUGGGACACAUAAAGAUAGCAUCCUUCCAGUAAAGUGGAUAGGUCAUUGCGUUGGAUUUCGUUCCUCCGUCCAACCGAAGAAACCGCCACCAGGCAGGGAGGAUUCGCUGAACGUGCUCAUCUUGGGAUUCGAUUCGACCUCAAAGAACGGUUUCAUAAGGCGUAUGCCGAAGAGUUACAAAAUUUUGACCCAGAAACUUCGUGCUACUGUAUUGAACGGUUACAACAUAGUUGGUGAUGGUACACCGGCUGCCUUGUUUCCAAUACUAACCGGUAAAACUGAAUUAGAACUACCGGAUGUGAGGAGGAAGAUGAACAACGCAACUUUAGACUCAAUGCCGUUUAUAUUUAAAAAGCUGAAAGAUGAUGGGUAUCGCACGGCGUAUUUCGAAGAUAUGCCUUGGAUCGGCACGUUUCAGUACCGUUUCAACGGCUUCAUGCACCAGCCGGCGGAUCAUUAUCUCAGAGCGUUCUAUCUCGAAGAAUCUCAUAACGGCAAGAAAUGGUCGAGCAACAAGAUCAAAUACUGUGUGGGAGACACGCCACAGUAUAAACUAAUGCUCAAUAUUACUGAUCAGUUCUUACGUCUUGAUGGUAAACGAUUUUGUUUCACCUUCAUAGCGGAUAUAACUCAUGAUGACUUCAACAUGAUUUCAACCGCUGAUGAUGAUACAGCCGACUUCCUGACUAACUUUUUAAAAUCGGGAAUGGGAGAAGAUACAUUACUGAUGGUCAUGGGCGACCAUGGACCUAGAUACGCAAAAGUCCGUAACACGCUUCAAGGGAAACUCGAAGAGAGAUUACCACUGAUGGCGAUUAGAUUGCCGGACUCUUUUCGAAUAAAGCAUUGGAAGAUGCAGGACAACCUUGAUAACAAUGCCGAUGUACUGACAACCCCCCACGACAUACACGCGACGGUGCUGGAUUUUCUCGAUUUGAGGAAAUAUUGGAAUCCAUACAAGGUUUCCGGCGCAGAUUUGACGAGGGGCCUCAGUCUUCUACGGCCUAUAACACAGAAUCGUUCGUGCAGUGAGGCAGGUGUGGAGCCGCACUGGUGCUCGUGUGUGUCGUGGGAGGAGCUGCCGUCGGGCAGCGAGCGACACGCGGCCGCCGCCGACGCGCUGCUGCGGCACGUCAACGCGCUCACUGACAGCGUGCGGUCGAAGUGCAUCGUCCGCACUCUGAAGUCGGUCCCAUGGGUGAUGAAGCAGGUCGCCAACAACGGCGUGCUGACGUUCGUGGAGGCCAAGGACACAGACGGGUACGUGGGCAGGUUCGGUGCCCGGGUCCAGCAGGAAAGGGAAAACUAUCAAGUAAAGAUUGAGGUGGGUCCAGGUAGCGGCAUGUACGAAGCUUCGAUGUCGUACGUCGUGAAAGAAGACAGAUAUGAAAUUAAUACGAGGGAUAUAUCACGGACGAACGCUUACAACGACGAGCCAAGCUGUAUAAGUGCGACCAAUCCUCAUCUCAACAAGUUUUGUUACUGCCGCGAUAACAUACACUAACGCGCUAGUGACAAUCACUCGAGCGAUUGAAAUACGCGCAUGUCUGGAUACUGCUUUACUGUAGACUUGUUGCGUACAGAUUACAAUUAGAUUUGGCGCUCGUUUGAAUUGUUUUUCUUUUUCGAAAUUAUAUAUAUUUUUUAAUUUAUGAGAUAUAAAACAAAUGAAAUCAGUGUUUUUUAUGUUAAGAAAUACACCAAAAACAAUUUUUAUUAUAUAGAAUGACUUAAAUACAAGCGCACUCGAAAAAUUCAUCUGUAUAUUAUAUAAUAUCUUAGUUUCGAUAACGUUGUUCCUAUUGCUUAAUAACAAUUUGUUGAUUAAUGUAAGUUUAAUUUGUAAUUUGUGUAAGAUAUUAAUUAUGUAUUAUGCAAUAACAUGGAAAUCUGUAACUAGUCGAUAUUACUAAAGUUUUUAAUUAUAUUUUAAUGUAUAUACUUAUGUAACUAUUGUACAUUAAAACAUAAAAUUAAGGCAAGAAUUCAAAUUUUGAAAACUGAGAUAUGAAGGGUGUAUCAGUGUGCCUAGCAUUGCCAUACAUAACUGCGAUUUUUAUGGAAUUCCGAUCAUUGUCACUAGAUGGCGCUGUUUUAAAGUAAAUUCAUAAGUAAUUUCUCCUUUUAUGUUCUGUGAGGUAUUCACCUUAAUAGGAAGGCCUUUAGUUCUAAUAUAUAAAAAAAAUAUGUUGGAUAAGUGUAAUUCUUCCUGUUGAAUCAAAAAAUAAAUAAAAUACAUAUUAUUGUUAAUGAAUAAGUAAAAACAGGUACUAGGCACAGUGUUGGUCAUGAAAGACUUAUACUCUACAAAUAUGAACAGUUGAUAACCUUGUAAAAGCGUAGUAUGGAUUAAAAAUAUAUUGUUUAACUGGAUUGUAAGUCGUAAUGAUAUAGUUUUUAUUUAUAUUAUUUUUGAAUUCAUAUUUUUAUCGUAGUUUUUUCGUCGGCCUAUAGUUGAUUCGUCCGUUCGAUAAUGGCUAUGGUAUGGAUAAUCUCUCUGGACGUAUUUUCUUAACGGCCGGACAUUAAACUAAUAUCAGGUAUUCAUAUAAUGUUGGAAAAUUCUAUUUAUAUAACAAUUGUACAGUUAUUCAUAAAUGGCGGCCGAACCCUCUCUGCAUUACUUGUACACUAAUUUGCAUCUCAGGUUUACGGUCGGAAAAAAAUAUUGAAGAACGUUAAUACUUUGCAACCUUGCAAAUUUGCAUUUGAAGCGCGUUAAUUGUGCAUCACAGCAAAAAAAGACAAAAGAAGAAUUGUAAUGAAACAUUAAAAAGUAAUUCUUUGAAGUGGUAUCUAUUUUAUUAUGCUAUAAUGAUUGUUGUUCCUAUUUUUUCAAAUAUCAUUUAAUCACGCCUAACUGAAACAUAAAUUGAUCUCAUUACAUAAUUUAUAAAAAGUAUUUUUUUUUUGCUGUCCGUACAAAUCUAAGUUUUUGCGCCAUUUAUAAAUUUUUUUUCUUUAUAAUUAUUUCUUUAUAAAUAUAAGUUUUAAGUGAAAAUGAAAGUGAUUAUAAAGGUAAUUUCAGUUUUGUUUGGGGGAUGAUUGAGGAUGAUUAAAAACAUUAUAUUUUUGUCUCAUAUUUUAUCAUAUUAACCGUGGUUGAUUAAAAAAUCCUAUAAAAAUUUAAUAUAAUUUCAAUUUUUUUAUCCAUUGCAGUAUAGAUUUGUUAUUUCAGAAAUAUAUUGUAAAAAUACAAAAUGUAAAAAAAUAAAAUAAAAGUUUUAAAAUGCAAUAAAAUUUAAAUUUCCAAUGCAAUUCUCAACCCAAUGUUUUUCCAUGCAUUUGCAAGCGAUAGCCUUAAUUAAAUUGACAUGACGUCAUUGGUCGAGAUCUAUAUUAUCUGUGGUAUUCAUUAUAGAUUGGUGUCAA
This is a messenger RNA of Nymphalis io (European peacock), 4223 nucleotides long. RefSeq lists its product as uncharacterized. Bases 277 to 2355 code for a protein of 692 amino acids. The record is from RefSeq and is a predicted model, not a curated record. Lineage: Eukaryota; Metazoa; Arthropoda; Insecta; Lepidoptera; Nymphalidae. The transcript is spliced from 15 exons.